AUGUCGUCACGUAUGACACUGUACUGGCACCCGAUGGAGUGUAAAGAUUUGGUUAUCCUCACCCCUACCGGGCCGGAACACCUCUUGUUGCUGUCGAACUUCGUGUACUUUGAAGUUUCCGCAUCGGCACCCUAUCAAAUUAGAAAAAUUGAAGAACUCAAUAAAGUAAUAUGUCUUGAACUCCACUUUUCUUUAACCAGAACUAUUUCAAUAGAAGACCUGUCCACUACUACUGAUAAUAGUACACAAUCAGACAUCCCCCAGAUUCGCCACCGCGAACUAUUUUUAUCUCGUCAGUUAGAAACGCUACCCGCCACGCAUAUCCGCGGAAAAUGUACAGUCACGCUGCACAAUGACACCGAAUCAUGUUCCACCUACCUAUCUAAGGAUGACUCCUUUUUCUUCCAACUGGUCUACGACCCCGUACAAAAGACCUGUACAGUCACCUGCACAAUGACACCGAAUCAUGUUCCACCUACCUAUCUAAGGAUGACUCCUUUUUCUUCCAACUGGUCUACGACCCCGUACAAAAGACCUUGCAAGCCGAUCGAGGGACCAUGCGAGAAGGCCCGGAGUAUCAGGCAGAUGUCCCAAAUUACCAACCGCCUCCUAAAGGAAGAUAAACAUCGCGAAGAACUGCGGUGGAUGCCCAACUCGAACCUAACUCCUUCUGAGAUUGACUCAUAUCUUUUGUUAACCCGUUCCCUGGGCACGCUCGGUCGGGCCUACUAUCCGGCAAGUAGCCUUCGACAACCAACCGUAGCAAUGUCCGCGGCUGCUGCUGGCCGUGACUCCACAUUACAGUUCGCUCUGGACACGCUACACUCUGCCAAUUACGAUGUCUCUCGUGCGUUACAAGCACUCACCCCAGACGGUCAGCCUGUCGUCAAACUGGACGAAAUGGAGUCGUGGUCUGCGAGUGAAGGAAACUUGUUUGAGGAGGCGCUAGAGAAGUACGGCAAGUGCUUCUAUGACAUCCAGAGUGACUUUCUGCCAUGGAAACAUCCAAAGAGCUUGAUCGAAUUCUACUACAUGUGGAAAACAACCGAUCACUACAUUCAGCAGAAACGGCUCAAGGCGGCUGAGGCAGAACACCACCUGAAACAAGUGUACAUUCCAAAUUACAAUAAGCCAAAUCCUGCUGUAUUGUACCCGGCCUCUGCCGAGCACCAACCCAGCAACUGUGAAGGUUGCAAAGCCGCCUCGUCCUCACAGUGGUACGCCCUGGGACCCGCGACAUCACCACUUAAAGUCUGCACGGAUUGCUGGAAUUAUUGGAAACGGUAUGGUGAUCUGAAGUCCGCCUCUAUACUUGUUUACAAUGCUGCGGUGCGCUCCAUAUUACUAUAUGGAUCAGAAACCUGGCCGUUGCGCGCUGAGGACGUCAAAAGACUUUCAGUGUUUGACCAUCGAUGUCUUCGGAGCAUUGCCCGAAUCUGGUGGGAACACCGGAUCAGCAAUUCUGAAAUACGUCGAAUGGUAUUCGGGAGAAAUAACUCACCCUCGAUAGACGAACUGACCACACUGCAUAGGUUGCGCUGGCUUGGCCACGUGUCGCGUAUGCUAGUCGACCGACUUCCUCGAAGGGCUCUUUUCGCCCAACCAUAUGAAGGGUGGAAGAGAGCCAGAGGCGGUCAACCAAUGACUUGGCAGCGAAGUAUGAAAGCCGUUACCAGCAAACUCAGCUGCGCUGACCGGAUGAAUGAUGCAACCGCAGCGUUACCGCCUUCUGACGUCAAGAAAGCAGAUACAUCAAUGCAAUCUAGCAUAAGCACAACGAGCCUCAUAACUUUAAACCGGCACUCCAUCAGUGCGCCUCAGUCAAGUGUGGACAGUCCAUUGUCCGGAAGAGUUCGAAACAACAUCAGCUUUCAGUUUGUUGCGAGCCCUGUAUUGCGCCUGUCCCGCCGUCUCCGCCCGGGUCCUUCUGGACCUCGAAAGCAGGCCCGCCAGCCAUUCAAACGGUUGCACUCUUUGUCGACCCUCCAGUCUGAAGUGCAGUCACUCCUGCCCACGAUGGAUGCCAACACUCUGCAACGGUAUAAACAACAGCUGCAGGCACGUUUGGCUAAUCGCGAUCCGAAAUUCCAGGCGGUCAUGCUGGAAUCGCUCCUGACCCAGUUGUUUCCAGCUAGUCGCGGAGCAAAGAAGCUUCAGACGGAAGAUGUCGAUUCGAAUACGAAUACGAAACGACCCAUUGGGGCUAAACAAUCAACUAAUACCCCUGCUACAAAGUCCGUACCCGGGGAACCCCCGGUGAUCGUGAACGGAUUACCCGAGGUCGUGGAAAACGGUAGUCGAAAACGGCAAACCCCUCCGGUGGAUGCACUGGAACUGAAUAAUCAUGCUUUCGAACCUAGUCCAGCUAAGAAGCCGCAGCAUACUGCGGGAACUACGAACCACCACACUUCGGAGGCAGGUGUUGUCUCAGAUCCGCAAAUCCGCGGCCCGUUGGCCACUGGUCCCCGGCGCCGGAUCGGGAUGGGUCCAGAUGAGAACGGAGCCACAACCCUUAUGUUCCUCGCAACGGACCGCACCAAACGAACUCGACGCAAGCUACUGACAGUGUCAGAACUGCGUCGACACGGCCGGCGUCCCUCCGUCCCCGUGUCUGGAACUCACUCGCACACUUCUCGCCCAACUAAGUCGACCGACCUACCGGCCAAGAAUUCAUCCGAUUCGUCCGAACAAUGUCUUGUCAAAGGCCCACCCAUGACAGCGGUUCCGAAAUCCCCCAACACUUCCAACUCAUCCAACAUGAUUGUUCAAUGACCCUUACCUUGGAUCUCACUGUCCGUUUUUUGUGAAUAUUUCCCCGAACCCAACCCUCCAUGAUUUGGAAACAUUUACGGGUGAUUCGCUCUGAAUUGAAGAGGGCAACUCUCUGUACGUCCUAGUAUCGAUCCGCCCGAAAUAUGGCUAUGUUGUUGUGCAUCACAGUUUACGGUUGACCUAACCGGGCACCAUUCCUAUACAGUGAGCACUAUCUCUAGGACACGAAUCGUGUAUCACACGCCGUUCUCGCUACAUAUGCCGAAUUGUAUUUCUGCCGCUGAGCCAUUUUAAUUCCUGUGGUCCUUCCACCGCCAUGCUUGUGUCUGUGGCAUCUAAGUUUCUGCCGCUCCCUUCUAUAUUGUGCGAUCUUGUAACUCAGCAGACCGCCCAUCGAUCAAGGACGACCAUCAUUGCGUACGCUUCCUUUCCCACGUGACGUUGGUCUUUUUCCUGUACGUACCCACCCCAUCAAUUUCAGUACCAUCACUCGCUUAUGUCAACAUGUGUAGAGCAUUUCAAACUCCUUUUCGUCCCCUGUACUCACGCGAUUAAACGCGUUUUCGUAGGCUGUCUGUUUGUAUGUACGUGUUUGAAAUUAUGCCUUGUGAUAGAAAUGCGCAAAAGCAAAGAAUGCUA
Opisthorchis viverrini is the source of this 3411-nucleotide messenger RNA. RefSeq lists its product as hypothetical. The coding region runs from base 1 to 2772 and encodes 923 amino acids. The record is from RefSeq and is a predicted model, not a curated record. The transcript has 10 exons. Lineage: Eukaryota; Metazoa; Platyhelminthes; Trematoda; Opisthorchiida; Opisthorchiidae. Gene Ontology annotation, cellular component: nucleoplasm; NuRD complex. Gene Ontology annotation, molecular function: transcription coactivator activity; histone deacetylase binding; transcription corepressor activity. Gene Ontology annotation, biological process: negative regulation of transcription by RNA polymerase II.